Messenger RNA from Columba livia (rock pigeon), 2646 nucleotides. It is a transcript of the gene DEDD, whose product is annotated as death effector domain containing. The record is from RefSeq and is a predicted model, not a curated record. Gene Ontology annotation, biological process: regulation of apoptotic process; apoptotic process; extrinsic apoptotic signaling pathway via death domain receptors. Gene Ontology annotation, molecular function: protein binding; DNA binding. Gene Ontology annotation, cellular component: nucleolus. The transcript has 6 exons. Lineage: Eukaryota; Metazoa; Chordata; Aves; Columbiformes; Columbidae. Bases 682 to 1641 code for a protein of 319 amino acids.
CGCGUCCCCGGAUGUUGCGUCGCUCCGUGAGCCGCCGCGGCCGUUUGCGAGCGGGGAGCGGAGCGGACGGAGCCAACAUGGCGGUGCCGGGCCUGGCCCGGCCGUGACGGGGAGGCCGCGACUCCCCCCGGGGCGGCCCCGCGGGGCCCCAGAGCGCAGCGGGGGCCGGGCCGGCGGGCAUGGCGGGGGCGCUGUAAGGGAGGCCUCGGCGGUGCCUGUUUGUGACUUAAGCCGGGCCGGUUUCUGGAGGAGUCGUGAUCCUCAGAGCAAAGCGAGGCUUAAAUCCCGCCGGGAAGAGAGGAGUUAGUUCGUCAGGAAUGGUGGCUGUGCAGAAAGAAGUGACCUAGAGAGCACGGGGGGAGCUCUGGACUCGCCUUUCCCUCCUCCCCGCGUCAGUAAAUUAUUAAGUAGGAAUAAAAGGGGGGGUUUGGGGAGCAAAAAAGACCACAAAAAUAAAUUGGGUGGCUUCUGGCAAGUCAACCAGCCUGACCCUGGAAGUUCGGCCAGACCUGGGACUACAGGAGCUGCUCCACCAGGAGGUUUUAUUUAAAAAGCCGAGGAGAAAAGGGGAUCGGAGACGCCGAGAAAAGGGGAUCGGAGCCACCAAGAGACGCGUGGGACUGUGGAUCCGAGAGCAGCGGAGCUCCCGGCCCAGGCUCCCCCCGCCCCGAGGCCGCCGCGAUGGCCGCCCCGAAGCGCCGCCGCGCUCAGGCCUGGCCGGAGGAGCGAGGCGACCGCGAGCACGGGCUCUACAGCCUGCACCGCAUGUUCGACGUGGUGGGCGCGCAGCUGACGCACCGCGACGUGCGCGUCCUGUCCUUCCUCUUCGUGGACGUGAUCGACGAGGCCGAGCGCGGCGCCAUCCGCAGCGGCAGGGACUUCUUGCUGGCGCUGGAGCGGCAGGGCCGCUGCGACGAGACCAACCUGCGGCAGGUGCUGCAGCUGCUGCGCAUCAUCACGCGCCACGACCUGCUGCCCUACGUCACGCUCAAGCGCCGGCGGCCCGUGUGUCCGGACCUGGUGGACAAGUACCUGGAGGAGACGUCCAUCCGUUACGUGACCCCGCGGGCACACGGCGCAGCGGGGGGACACGGGCUCGGCCACCCCCACAAACCAGUGCCUCCCCAGCACCCCGUUGUCUGCUGCUCCCCCGCGGGCCCCCAGCUCUGCGCCAAGCGGCCGGGCCGCGGCCGGACCCUCCCGGGCAGCCAGCGCAAGCGCAGGAAGUCGGCGACGCCGGAUCCCAAGGAGAAGCAGACGUGUGACAUCCGCCUGCGCGUCCGCGCCGAGUACUGCCAGCACGAGACGGCGCUGCAGGGCAACGUCUUCUCCAACAAGCAGGACCCGCUGGAGCGCCAGUUUGAGCGUUUCAACCAGGCCAACACCAUCCUCAAAUCGCGCGACCUGGGCUCCAUCAUCUGCGACAUCAAAUUCUCCGAGCUCACCUACCUCGACGCCUUUUGGCGCGACUACAUCAACGGCUCCUUGCUGGAGGCCCUCAAGGGCGUCUUCAUCACGGACUCGCUCAAACAGGCCGUGGGCCACGAGGCCAUCAAACUGCUGGUCAAUGUGGACGAGGAGGAUUACGAGCUCGGCCGCCAGAAACUCCUGAGGAACUUGAUGCUGCAAACGGCUCCUUGAGCCCCGUGCGCUCCCCGCCCCCCCAACGCUUUGGGGGUUUGCUUUGGUUUGGUUAUGGUUUUUGGUUUGGAAAAGGAAAGGAAACGGUGGAACCCACCCCCCCUCCCUUGGCCUGGGAUGGUGCGACUCGGAGGCUUCGUGUUUCCACCCCCCGGCCCCUCUUGUCGCCUCUUGCGCUUCGUUUUUCCUUCUUUUCUUCUCUUUUCUUUUAUAUCCAUUAAAAACAAACACACACACACACAGGAAAAAGGGCAAAAAUCCUGCCUGGGGGGGGGGGUGUUAUACCGGGUGGGCUCAGGGGUGGCUUUGUCCCUUGUGUCACCGUCUUGGGGGCUCCAUGUGCUGGGGGAUCCCGCCCUGGGUUGUGUGUCCCCUCUGGGUUGUGUCCCCCAUGCUGUUUGUCCCUCAAUCCCGCCCCCCCCCCAGCGCCUCAGGGGGGUUUCUCAGGAGUCAAACUGUCCCCACACCCCCCCCCCACUGUGUCCCCCGGACCAUGUGCCUUCGUGUCCCCUCCCCUGGGGGGGACCAGCGCCAAGGGACCCCCCCUACCCCCCCCUCAAACCUCCACCUGUCCCCUCUGCGGCCGCCUGGCUCUGCCCCCCCCCUCCAGCUGGCAACUGGGACUAACUGGUCCAAGGGGCAGGUGUUGCUGGCAGCCCAGCCCUGCCCACACAUAUGGGGGGGGUCAGCAGCUCCGCGCCCCCCCCCCCCCAAAAACCAACAGUUUUCCCCCCAACCUGCUGCCUGUGGCUCCGAGGGGGUUUUUUUGAGCUCCAUCCCCAUUUUGUGGUUUUUCUCCCCAAUUGGGUGCAGUUCCCCCCCCACCCCAACCAGGGGAUUUGUGGUGCGUGUGGCCCCCCCACCGCACCCCCCCCCUUAUCCGCUCAUGGACAAUUCUGCCACAACUCGCUGUAAUUUCUGUGAUUUCUGUAUUUUUUAAAACUUCACUCUUAACGUCCCGUUCCCUGUGUAGCUUCGGGUUUCUCGGAAUAAACAGCGACCGCA